AUGUCCAACACUUGCAGUGGAGAGGAUGCUUUACUGUCGGUUAAUCAGUUCUGGUCAAUGCUGGAUGAUCUUUCUCAAAAUGACCCUGCAUCUUACCGCAAGUUUAUAGAGAAAAACGUGAAGGAAGGAGCUGCAUUCAGCGCACCGCCUGAGCUCGACUCUUGUUUGCACACGGACAUAGAGGGGCCCAAGAAAGGGUCGUUGUAUAUCAACAUAUGCAGCUGGAAACGUGUGCCUGCUCCUCAGGAUCCCAGCAGGCCUGUACCUGUGUGCUCAGGAAAAUUGGAAACACACACAAAUGAAGGUUGUGACACCGUGUUGGAUGUGAUGUUUAACCCUGCAGUGCUACAGGAAAGUCAUAAAGACAAAGCAGAAAUCUAUUUGCUUGCCUUGAGCUUUGCGGAGCAGCACCAUGGGUUGAAAUUAUCUCGGCAAUAUGAAGUCGUCAGCUGUAGCCCAAAAAGUAGCCCAAAUGACUUGCACCGCCGACUCGGGUUUAGCCAGUGGCCUAACAACUCCAAACAACAAGACACAGCUACUCAGACCCCAGCUGCCCUUUUGCAGCAGAUCUCCUCUCUACGCUCAGAGACACAAGACCAGCAGCCAGUGGCCCAAAUUAUCCCCAAAGCUGCAGAGCACAAAAGGAAGGAUUUGAUCCAGGUCAUCUCCUCCACAUUUGUGCAGCCUCAGAAGCCAGACUACCAACUCGAGGUGAAGAAUGAUACAGCGGGAGUUCCUCGCAGCGUGGAAUUGACAGUGGAGCUGCCAAAGGUUUCCUCCAUGUCAGAAUGCCAGCUGAGUAUCUCGAAGGACGACGUCUUACUGGAAGUGGAGGAUGUCUACUAUUUACACGUGGAUUUCCCAAAAAUUGUAAAUGAAGACACAGCGUCCGCCAUCUUUGACAAGAAGAAAAGAAGGCUUACUAUGAGAGUAGAUGCUUUAGAACCCUAAUUGAGAAACAUAUUUACAUGAUUUAGACCUCUUGGAAACAGGCUGAUAAAGAUUUCUGAUGAUGAAGGUACCUCAAGAGUCCUUGCUAUGCAAUUUAAAAUGCCUUGUGAAAAGAUUUAAGUAUGAAGAGACCAUGCUUACCCUCUUCAGGUAACAAACAAACCUUUUAAGGCAUUCUGUAAGCUGAUCCUUCCCCGUAACCAAAAUGCAGUUUUUUUAAAUAAAUGAAUGUUUCACUGUGCUCAUUUAUGCUGUGUGGGUUGAUGUGCAGCGGCAAAUGUAAUUCCUUACCCUAAAAACAUUAAUUGAGUUUAACGACAAUCAGCAGCGUUUGUUUACUUUUGUGUGGGUGUAGGAGUGGAGGAGCAUAAUAGC
Messenger RNA from Labrus bergylta (ballan wrasse), 1326 nucleotides. RefSeq names its product PIH1 domain containing 2 (gene pih1d2). Gene Ontology annotation, cellular component: cytoplasm; ribonucleoprotein complex; R2TP complex. NCBI's taxonomy places the organism in Eukaryota, Metazoa, Chordata, Actinopteri, Labriformes, Labridae. The record is from RefSeq and is a predicted model, not a curated record. Gene Ontology annotation, biological process: rRNA processing; box C/D snoRNP assembly.